Daphnia magna is the source of this 2053-nucleotide messenger RNA. RefSeq lists its product as uncharacterized. The coding region runs from base 214 to 1665 and encodes 483 amino acids. The transcript has 5 exons. The record is from RefSeq and is a predicted model, not a curated record. NCBI's taxonomy places the organism in Eukaryota, Metazoa, Arthropoda, Branchiopoda, Diplostraca, Daphniidae.
CAUGAAGGAGGAAUGGAGGAGGCGCUACUCGCAUAAGGCCCUGCAAAGAAAAGUGACGCUAUGCUGUUAUUGCCGUUGGCAGUAAAUUAGUUCUCAAUUUCUCACUAGGUGCGGAAGGGUAGUCUUACAUGUUGAAAUUUAGAUGUCGGUUGCCAUCGUUACGCAAGUUUAGUCUGCUGUCAGCCAAAAACAGAAAGCAUUUCAAACGUGAAAAUGUCUUGUUGUGUUUUAGGUUUUAGAACAGGAUAUAAGCCGACCAAAAAAUAUCCGAAUCCUUUAAAACAUUGUGUUUUUACCUUCCCUAAAGACGUGGAAUUGAGGGCAAAAUGGAUUGCUGCUGUUGGGCGAUCACAUUGGAAUCCAACUUGCAGAAGUGUAGUUUGUGCACGACAUUUUCUUUCCAGUGACUGUCGCGAAGAUAACAGAAUUAUUGCAGAUGAAUCAGUGAAUUUAUUUGACAGUUUUCGUAAACGUCUUUUGCCAACAGCCAUCCCAUCUGUAAACCUUACACCACAAGAAGAGAGUCAACCAAGGUUACCAACCAUUAGGAAAAGAAAAAUGUUAGAGGAUUCUGUUAUCUGUUCAGCUUCAUCAAUGCCUGUGAAAAGAAAAACAUAUGAAAGAAACAAAUGCCAUCUCAUAAUGCCAGACAGCCAAACAUCGCAACCAGUAGCAACUUUAACUCGAUCUCUCUCUUUGGCAGAGGGGAUUGAUUACUGUGUUAAUGAAAUCGGCCACAGAAACGUAAACUAUGACGAACAACAAGUUGUAAAUUCACCUACCAUGCAUGAGGCUUAUAAUUCUGAGACAGGAACAAGUUGUGAAAUGGAGACCAACGACACACAAGAAGAAUCAAUCUGCGUCGAAACCGAAAACCUGCCUACAAACUGCCCCAAGGUCGAUGACCCAGAAAUUUUCCCACCGACAGAGGUGUGGACCGAACUCAAGCUAGGAGUAUGUAACAUACCUGCUCAUAGAUUACAUUUAGUGGAAGCAAUAGUUGUUGACGGAUGUCCUACGGUUAUCAAGUCAGCCACCAUCGAUUUUCUUCAAGCUACGGUUACAAAAUACAUGCUAGGCAAAUUAUGCGACCAAGCUAAUACUGGAAUAUCCAAUCCCCAAACAUUUUCAACUAUCGCCGAAGCAAACAAAAUGUUGCGAGAUUUUGCAACACAAGAUAGGUGUGUUGGAAUCAGCGAUCCUGCAUUCAAAGAUAUAGUCCGCGUUGCAACUGCAUCACAUCUACAUGAGCCUGAGGACGAUACAAAAAUUUGGAGAGCUAAAAAUUGUCACUUGCUUGCGGCGACAGAUAGCGCCAUAUGUGUUGAAUGCAAAUCGCUUCUGCCUGCAUUGGUCAUGAGCCGCUACCGUGCCACCAAAACAGGAAAAAGUGCUGCGAAUAAGGUGAUUCACGCAUACAAAACUAAAGAAGAACUACAGUAUGCACUUAAUCAGGCAACAAGAAAAAUUAAAGUGCUGGAAAGGUGGAAGAAACGCGCGCUUGCACGAUUAAAGACCCUGAAGGCAGAGGUAUGCAACAUUCGCUUAAAACUGGCCGAAGCUGCUAAAACAACCACAUUACAACACCUCAUGAAGAAUAUGAAGACACCCAUGGACCCCAAGGUAAAAACUUAUCACGCUCCGUCAUGCACUUCACCUGUAUAACUAUACCUUAAAGCGUCCACACAUCACUUAAAUCUACACCACCCGUUAUUCAUCAACUACACAUAUACCAUGCUCCCUUUAUUACAUACCAAAAAUGAAUUUGUGACGGCAGGGUUCAUAUUUUCCCUGUUAAUCGUCUUUUAUGAAUCCCUGUAGCCUCCAUGUAUCACAUUUUGAACAACUGUCUCCCUGUAGAUUGCACACUUCAUCUAAAAACACAUUUAUUUACACACUUUAGUGAUUUAAUAACUAAACCCAUUCAUGCAUGUUAUAUAUUGUGUAAGCACUUCGUCCCACUCGACCUACUACACUAUUGUAUAUUGUUAUUUGCACACAAUUAUUGUUAGUAUUUGGUUAUGAUAAACGAUUCAUAUCUUCUCGGUGUAUU